Molecule: messenger RNA, 4523 nt
Organism: Episyrphus balteatus (marmalade hoverfly)
Lineage: Eukaryota; Metazoa; Arthropoda; Insecta; Diptera; Syrphidae
Exons: 9
Coding region: 1394-3994 (866 amino acids)
Source: RefSeq, a predicted model, not a curated record
UGUAUGAAAAUCCAUCCUUCAUCCUGUCUAUAUUUUUAUUUACUCUGCCAAAAAAAGCUAACAAACACAGUUCGUCUGUGAAAAUUUCUCCGUAAAAAUCAAAAGAAAUACAAAAGAAAAUAUUAUUAAACUAGACCGAAAAAAAAAACAAGGAAAACUGUGACAUUUGAAUGGCGACUCCAAGUCUAACAAACAAAUAACCUUAUUAGAAUAUUGUGAUGUGUUUUUGAUUAUAUUUGAAAUAAAGGACAACAAAAAGGAUAAGGGUUAAAUUUGAUAUUUAAGUGAAAGUGUGUCCAUUUGUCCUGAAUUGUUAUUUGAAAUUCUGGUUAUUCAUGAAAAAUCAAGAAAAAAUAACAACAACAACAGAAAACAGGAGAGAAAAAUAAAUUAAAAUUUGGCCAAAAUCGUCCUUAUGUGUUAAUAAGUGUGCUCGAGGGAGAGAAAGUGCAUGCCACCCACCCUAUACUUCCACCCUUAACCCAAUACAACAACCACCUCAACCGCACCACCACCAAAAUAUAGAACUUCGUAGUCGUAUUCGUAGUCGUCGCCACAUGAAAAUUCUGUUAUUGAUUUUUCCUGAUUCCGUUUGCAUUUCCGUCAUUGAGACGUGUGUUCGUUCAUUCGUUCAUUCGUCCUCGUGUCCUGUGGCACUGCUAGUUAUAAAAGAAGCUCACAGUAGUUAGUCGCAGCAGUAAGCCAUAUAUAGUACAUCAAGUGGAAAUUGUCAAGCAAUUAUUAGUUGAGAGUGUAUUUCAAAUAAAACACAAAAAAAAAGAAACAAAAACAAAAGUUCAAGGAUUCUCGUGUUAUAACAACGUAUCCUAUCAGGAUCACACCAUCUCUCUCUAAACACACACACACACACUAUACACAGCAUCCUCUCCAUUGUCAUCGAAAUAAAAUCUCGAUACGAUUCGCUUCAAUUCGGUUCGGUUUGAUUUUGUGCUCGUCGUCGAAUAUUCCGGCCUGUAGGCAGUUUUCAAGUGUAUAAUCCUCCUGCUAGUGUGUCCUUUACACAAAACCAGCAACAGCAUCCUUGUUUUUAUUCAAGUGGUUGUGGUACUAGAUAUGCGUUGUCGUCGCCGUGGAUGCAUUGUGAUGUAAGGAAAUGUCAUCAUCAUGAUAUUAUUGACAUUUGCCUAGAGAGAGUGCACAAGAUCCUUCCCUCCCCCACUCCAACCUCGCGUCCUUUGCCAAACUGAAACCCCACAGCCAAACAAGGUGUCAAGUGAAUCAAGUGAGCGUGUGUGUGUGUGUAUAUUUAAUUAUUAAUUCCUCGCGGCGCUCCAUCAGCGGCGAAUAGUGCGGAGCGGCGAAUUCAUCUCAAUUUGCAUUGUGGCCUCCGCCGUAAGAGGAGGAGUGAGUGUCCUUGGAAUUAGUCAAGAUUAUGUACCUAAAUCGGAGCCCCCCAAGUCAUAAGAAACCAUUGUUGGGGGGCUCCACAGAAAGCUUGACAAAGUACAACAAAUCGGGCGUUACAUCCGGCAAAUUGCAUCAUCAUCACCAUCAUCAUCAUCAUCAUCAACAUCAGCAUAAUCAAAUAUCCGGUUCGUCCUCGUCAGCAGCGACGACAUUGUCAACAUCAGCUUCUUCUAUGUAUUCAAGUUCAUCGACAACUAAUCUGAUGGCGGGGUCUGGAAGUGGAUCGCAUUUGGGUGGCAAUGUGCAUCCACAUUCGCAUUCGCGUGUCAAGCGCAACAAAAAGAAUUCGUGGGGCGCCCGAGAACGGGCCGGAAUGAGUUUUUUAAUUGUUAUUGCUUUCUUCGCGGUCUUUGGGUUAAUUAUUCUAACAGAGCUCUUCAUGAUCGACGAAAAGAGCCACGGAGGAAUGGUUGUGCUGAGGCAUGGAAAUCUUGGCAGCCGUUUGGGCGAUUCGCUGCCAGAUUAUGAUAAUGUAAAGGAGGAUUACGAUCUCCUGGAUGGCAGUUUACUAAUGAGUGAUAAUAAAUUAGGAAUAUUUCAAUUUCACAGUGACAAUAAGUUAAAAAUACACGAUCGUCUAUCAAUGGGCAUUUCGAAUGCAUUAAACGACGACGACACAAACAGCAACGAAGGUGCCAACGCAGCCGCCGCUCGACAAGCAGUGAUGGGUGGACCCGGAAACGGUGCCAUAGGUGCCGGAGUGGGUGGUCAGGGUGUUGGUGCUGGCGCUGGAGCCGGUGCCGGUAUUAACAACGUUCAGGCAAUCCCAUGGGGCAAAAUGCUACCCGAGAAAAUUGAACAGACCCUGCCCCACUAUCCAAUUGGAAUGCGGCCAACAGAUGGCUCCUGGCAAGUUGUCAACGGGACACGUUUCAAAUUCUUUGUCUUCUCGGCCUACUACGACCGGCGGGACGGAGCCAAGCUGGUGCGAGUUAUUGGAGCGACAAAGACCCGCGGCCCGGAGCGAGUGUGGUGUCGCUUCUGGUACACUUACCGUGAUGCAAACAAUCACACGAGAUACAAUUCAGCAACGGUGAUGGCUCGAGUAAAGGUAAUACGAGAGAACUGGAAUCUCAAGUACAGUGCAUGCUUUGUCCUGUGUCCCCUACGGACAGCCGAACUGAAUGUGCCCCAAUCCGUGAGUAUUGUUAGCCGACUGCGAGCACCGCCGGGAAAUAUACUACGAGUCCGGAAUACCGAUCAGGAUCCAGAUUUCACGAAUCGUACCGCGACGUCUCCAUCAUCAUCGUCAUCAUCAACGUCGUCGUCAUCGUCAUCGUCAUCACCUGUCGACCAGAUUGCCGAUAAGAUAGCUAUUUGUGUCAAACCGUUUCACUUCAAUUACGACCAAGCUUUGUAUCUGAUGGAGUAUCUGGAAUUCAACUCCCUGCUGGGGGUGUCACACUUUACCUUCUAUAAUCACACCCUCGGCAGUCGUGCAACAUGUGUCCUCAAUCACUACAUCGAAGGUACCAUACCCGCCAAUCUAACCGCUGCAGAUGCAGAUAAACCUGAAUUUCUUGUUAAAGAAAGCUCAACGCCUGAUGAUGCAAGAUCAUCUCAUGGCGCAAAUAACACACGAAAAUACGAAAGCACCUACACUAAGCCAACCGUUACUAUACUCCCAUGGGAUCUAAGGAUGCGUUCCCAAAAGGAGAUACGCACCGAGGGUUUGUUUGCAGCCCUUAAUGAUUGUUUAUAUAGGAACAUGUACAGAUAUAGAUAUCUAGCCCUGGUGGAUUUGGAUGAAUUUAUAAUACCACGGCAUGGGGAUACAUUAAAUGAAUUAAUUAAUUGGUUAGAUAAGAGGUAUAAGAAUCGUAAUGCGGGCGCAUAUUCGUUCCAGAAUGCGUUCUUCUAUUUGCAAUUCCAAGACGAUCCAUGGUUGUAUGACACGAAGAGUGCAAAUCAGAGAUUACGAGCUGCACUAGUGACACAGAGAAAAACAAGAAGACGCUCAAAACUCCAUCCUCAAAAACAACGCUCAAAAUACAUAUGCCGCCCCGAAACAGUCGUUGAAGCUGGAAAUCAUUUUGUUUGGGAGUUCUCACCUGGAAAGGGUUCCUUGAAUGUUCCACCAGAUGCGGGAAUAUUGCAUCAUUAUAGGGUCUGUGAAUUUGGUGGCAAUGAUUGCAUAAAAUCCCCAUCAAUUGUUGAUCGAACAGCAACACGAUAUGUGAAUCGUUUAGUUGAACGUGUCGAAUCAGUUUACAACUAUCUGAAAAAACCAUGUGAUUUACCCGAUUUACCCUUGAUCCCGGAAAAGCCACCACCUGAACCCGUCAACGAGCCCAAAUACAAGCCAAUCAUCCGCAAAGAUGACAAAUCUAAUAUUCGAGUUCAUCCAAAGCUUUACAAUAAAAUACCAAAAGACGAAGACAACGAUACAAAUAAUAAUGAUUUAACGAACCUAAAUGCAGCAUCAAUCCCAUCAGAAACAGCGGCAGCAGUAGCACCUUUACCUGAAAAUGAAGCACCACCCCCAACAGAAAUCAAACGAAAAGUUAUUGUUUUCGAACAAGAUUCGAAUGGCCAGACAAAAGUUAGAGUUAAAUAUGUUACUUAAUUUUAUGUGCAUUUUAGCAGUUACACAGAAUAUUUUUUUUGUUUUUUUUUUUUAUUUAUAAUUGACGAUUUCUAUAUAUUUUGUAAUACUCUCAUAUAAGAAAAAAAUAAAUAAAUAAAAAAGAAAAUUUAUUAAAAAAAAAUAUAUAUUAAAAAUACAAUAAAACCGCAUUUGGCAUGAUGAGAUUCAUUAAUUUAUCAUUAAACAUAUCAUGCGUCUGAUUCAUGCCUGAGUUAUAGAAAGUAAGAAUAAAUCUAUUUAGAGCUGCUAUACAUUAAUAGCAAAAAAUAAUAGAAACAGACUAUAAGAAAGACAUAGAAAAAAUAAUUCACACAUACACAAAGAAACCUUACAGAAAAAUAAAUUGCUUACUGACAAAAUUGCCCCAAAAACACAAAAUAAUAGAAAACAAUUUUUUUUUAUAAAUAAAAAACGAAAUCUCGAAAUAUUUUUUUUUCUUUUCUUAUUCUCUCAGUCAGUAUAUUAAAUGCUUGUAAACAAAAUUAUGAAUUAAAUAAAACAGAUCUAU